Molecule: messenger RNA, 507 nt
Organism: Drosophila miranda
Lineage: Eukaryota; Metazoa; Arthropoda; Insecta; Diptera; Drosophilidae
Product: endothelial differentiation-related factor 1 homolog
Exons: 2
Coding region: 148-432 (94 amino acids)
Cellular component (GO): nucleus
Molecular function (GO): DNA binding
Source: RefSeq, a predicted model, not a curated record
ACAAUAGGCAGCAUUGUAGAAACAGUUUCAUCAUUACAAGCAAAAUAGUUUUAAGAGCGCACGGAAAAGAUUUUUAUUCUAAAAGAUUUUUAGUAAAAUUUCUCAACUUUUGUCAUUGCUGAACUUUCGUGGAACGCCGCUACGAAGAUGAGCUCGACUAAUUUGGAUUACGAGACUAUGUCUCAGCGUCGCGACAAGCUGCCGCAGGACGUGUGCCGUCUGAUUAUGCAGGGACGCCAGGCCAAGGGGCUAAGCCAGAAGGAACUUGCCAGCAAGAUUUUCGAGAAGCCGCAAGUCAUUGGUGACUACGAGGCCGGACGCGGAAUACCCAAGGAUCAAAUUCUUGCCAAGAUCGAGCGCAUCAUCGGCAUCAAGCUGCUCGGCAAGAACCGCGGUAUGCCACUUAAAAAAAAAGUGGGGAAAAAGAAGUAAAAAACCACCAGAAUACCACCAACAGUAUCUGUUUGACCACGCUAUUGAUUAAAGGCUUGCUUGGACUACCUGAAA